Messenger RNA from Entrophospora candida, 852 nucleotides. The record is from the annotation of a GenBank genome assembly. Lineage: Eukaryota; Fungi; Glomeromycota; Glomeromycetes; Entrophosporales; Entrophosporaceae.
AUGAAAAUUCAUCCUGUGUUUCACAUAUCUUUAAUUAAACCACAUAAAACAACAGAUGAAUUUGAAAGAGAAAUACCUCCACCACCUAUUAACACUAAUGAAAAUGAAAAUGAUGAAAUCAAAAAACAACCAUCACAUAAACAUUCUAAUUUGUAUAUUCAAAGUAUAAUUUAUAUAAACGCACUCAACAAUCCAUUGGUGGAUCAAUCUUUAAUGAUAGAUCAAAUGUUAAUUAAUAAAGAAUUAGAACAAAUAAUUACACUUAAAGAAGUGUCACCGUUUUUACCAACAUUUCUUGGAGAACUGGAAAUAGUGACUAAAUUAUCAUCUUGGUAUGAAUUAGAACAAUGGGCUUGUAAAAAAUAUUUUUCAGGCUUUGCAGAUAUUAUUUGGCCAGAUCGAUCUGUAUUUGAUAGCUUAAUUGUGAAUUAUCUACAAGACAUUCUUAUACAUUAUUCAUCAUUGUUCCAAGAACCAUACCAUGAAAACUUAUGCAAAGGAGAUGUACAUGACAUUCACAUACUUCCCUUAACAAAACUAUUACGAGGACAUAAAACAGACUUGGGAGGGGAGAUUAGUGGAUUUGAAGUGUUCACAUUUGAAAAUUCUUAUAUAGCUAAUGAGCAUACUAAAAAAUUUAAAAAAGAUGAAUUAAAAAUUGCAUGUUAUACCAGGGAUGAUUUGAUAACUUAUCUUAUGGCUAUACAAACUUGGGGAGCACAACUUUCUGGUACUUUUGAUGGCAAUAGUGGACUCCAUCUCAGUAUUUAUUCCACUAGACAAGUUACGGCUGAAACUGGUGUUGGUUAUACAAGCUUAAGUGCUUGCACAGAAUUGGUUAUUCAGCUAAUG